Messenger RNA from Colletotrichum navitas, 465 nucleotides. RefSeq lists its product as uncharacterized. The transcript is spliced from 2 exons. NCBI's taxonomy places the organism in Eukaryota, Fungi, Ascomycota, Sordariomycetes, Glomerellales, Glomerellaceae. The record is from RefSeq and is a predicted model, not a curated record. The coding region runs from base 153 to 431 and encodes 92 amino acids.
AAUUGUAAUGUCUUUAUUUGUCGAACUGGAGCAAACAUAGAAUAGGGGCGAACAGAAUGUAUAUAGACGAUGGGCGGUUGUAGCCCCCGGGGAUUUGAAACGGUCUGAGAGGAUACAUUUUAGAGUCGGUGGACAUAAAUGAUUUUAUACGAAUGCAACAGGGAUCUCUCUCUCGCUUCUUCUUCAUUUUUUUAUCCUUUUUUUUAACCCUUCCUCUAUCCCCGGCUAUGCUAUCAAUGCGUUGUAUUUACCCUCGGGCUAAAGUCGGCAUAUUGACCGAAAGUUAUAGCACGAUCAACAGUCAUGUUCGCGCCCUCAGAACCACACUUGUGUGCCAUACCGAUGGUCUCAUCCCGAUACAGGACAUUUUGUCGAUGGGCCGCCGGAAACGCAUCUUUAAAGCAGAGCAGAGCAGAGCUUUGAUACACUGAUGAUGGUGGCUGUUAGCGAGCAGGUCCCUAGACC